AUGGCAUCUGUGCGACCUCCAGACUCUAUCAGGCCUCUCCCGGUACCUCUAUCGUUCGGAGUCCAUGCAAUAGGCGGAACCGAAAGAGUCAAUCUAGUCGGAUUCACCGUUACAAGGACACGUCGCUUAGGCAUUGUCGACCUGCAUCAGGGUACAGGAGGCGUAGCAGAUCCACCUGUGCGUGACGAAGUUAUCUUUUCGCUUGAUGCUUCAGCGCCGAAGUUGGAAAGGGACCCUGUCAUGGAAAGGAUUCUUUCGAUGCACUCCCGGACGAGAGGUAGCCUCGAGCCCUCUGGCGAGGACUACGUCAAUGAUUUCAGCUUCCGUCGCAAGCAGGAGCUCAAUGAGAUUCUGGCGAAGAUAUAG
Messenger RNA from Cyclocybe aegerita, 366 nucleotides. The record is from the annotation of a GenBank genome assembly. Lineage: Eukaryota; Fungi; Basidiomycota; Agaricomycetes; Agaricales; Hemipholiotaceae.